Molecule: messenger RNA, 2200 nt
Organism: Polyodon spathula (Mississippi paddlefish)
Lineage: Eukaryota; Metazoa; Chordata; Actinopteri; Acipenseriformes; Polyodontidae
Gene: plek2
Product: pleckstrin 2
Exons: 9
Coding region: 51-1127 (358 amino acids)
Biological process (GO): intracellular signal transduction; actin cytoskeleton organization
Cellular component (GO): plasma membrane
Source: RefSeq, a predicted model, not a curated record
UGACACAACGAGUACAGAGUUUGCCAGGUCUUGUAAAGUGAGUGCACAGAAUGGAUAGGAUUCAGGAUGAAAAUGCAGUUCUCAAGGAAGGGUUUCUAGUGAAAAGGGGGCACAUUGUGCACAACUGGAAGACGCGCUGGUUUGUUCUCCAUCCGGACAGGCUUCUGUACUACAGAUACGAAGGGGGGAAGCGGGAGUCCUCGCCCAGAGGCAAGGUCAUCCUUGCGGAGUGCAAAGUUACCUGUCCCUGCCUAGAAUACGAGAACAGACCGAUGGUGAUUAAAUUAAAGACACAGAAAUCAACUGAGUAUUUUCUGGAAGCAUGUUCUCGGGAGCAGCGUGACAUGUGGGCGUCCAGCAUCACAGCGGCUAUCCACACGCUGCACCCCACGCAGGCUCUGAAACCAAAUCCAGAGCACUCGUCCAUACAACUGCACAACGUCAGCUUGAACCAGGUGGCGGAUUCAAUGCAAGACAUUCACAGUGGGAUCAAACUAAUGAACCACAUAGAACAAGGCAACUCUUUCAAGAAGUGUUUCACAGGCUCCGCUCUGGUCGACUGGUUGGUUUCUCUCAAUUUUGUGGUGACUCGUUUUGAAGCCGUGACGCUGUCCUCCACUCUGAUGGAUGAGAGCUUUGUGAAACCCAUAGGGAUUAAGAGUAUCUCGGCGAUCAGGAGCGGGGAGCUGUCCGAUCAGUUUCUCGAUGACUCUACGGCGCUAUACACCUUCACGGAGCGCUGCAAGAGGAAAGCCAGCGUGAAACAUGAAAUCAGUCUCUCGGCAGUGGAGCUCAGCGGAAGAGUUGUGAUUCAGGGAUAUUUGUUGAAGCAGGGACACAACAGAAAAAGCUGGAAGAUUCGAUUGUUCAUUCUGAGGGCGGAGCCUGGUUACCUGCAUUACUAUGAUCCCUCCCGCGACGACCAACGUCCAGUCGGAGGAUUUCCACUGCGGGGCUGUCUCGUCUCGGCACUCGAAGACAACGGAGUUCACUCGGGAGUGAAGGGGAAGCUGCAGGGCAAUCUGUUCAAAAUUAUAACUCGGAACGACAUUCACUACUACAUCCAGGCCGCCUCCAAGGAAGAGAGGCUGGAAUGGAUCAGCGCCCUCAAGCAGCUGACGUGUUAGCAGGACAAGAUUUCAGGGCUGGGACAGUCGUGAUGUGUGUGUUGAAGGAGCAAUGUUGUGUGAUGGUGAAAACCGUCUAUUCGUUACACCGGGUAAAAAGCAACUUGUUACAGAUGUGAAAUAUCCCAGUAAUCGUAACUAACGUCUUCUUCUAGAUUUACUUUGUAUUGUUUUCUGUUUCUGUCAUCGCAUCCAGGCCUUUACUUGGCUGUAUGUCUUAAAUCCAUUGCAGGCUAGAUGUUGAAGGGGGGCAUGUUAAUGGUGACACUCUGGUGUACCAAAGGCACUUGGAGAUUAGAUGUGCAUUCAUAUAGGAGUCACGUGUUAAUUAAGACUGAGAGCAGUCUGUUACUAGCCUCGCUUUCUUUAAGAAAUACAGCCCAGUAUCUCCAAUAGCUGUAGCUGGAAUCAGGAUUACUUCUUGGUAUCUGCCCUGAUUAUUUUGCUAUGCAUUCUGUGAGUGUACAAUUAAUGUAUAAUGCUCAUACUGAAUGAGCAGCUGUAGAAAGUUUUUUUUUUUUUUUUAAACAUAUUUACACCUAUACAGAAUACUCAUUUUUAUGGUCCAUGUUUUUAUUGUCUCUUUGUACACUGCCCUGUGAACCAGUGCUUGUACUUCAUAUUUUGUCCAGAGUCAAACAGUUUUAAUGUCACUUCAAUGGGGCCGAGCAGAAAUAGUGACAAUGAAAGCUGAUGUCAUAAAACAUAUUUUACUGUGUGAAACUCCAUAUGUAGCACUGUUGUGAUCACAAUACUGCAUUUAUUUAUGUAUUCAUUAUUCAGUGUUCUACAAUGAUGAACAUUAUAACACAACGCAAGCCAGAACAUUUCAGUAAACACCUUUUAACCUGCAACUACAUGUGAGCUCUCUAAUCGUGGGCUUGCAUCUCCAAGUCAUAGGAAGUGGAGUGAAAAUUGCUGACAGAUGCUGAUAUUACCAGGAGUGUGGUUAUAAUCAACUCAUAUGGAGCUGGCGCCUAUUGACUCCUAUUAUAUUGUCAUUCUUAUGCCAAUAUGUAGAUGAUAAGCAGAAAAGGACAAUCAUUAACUGGAUUAAUUUUAAACAGGUUUGA